Cygnus olor (mute swan) is the source of this 5856-nucleotide messenger RNA. It is a transcript of the gene SAMD11, whose product is annotated as sterile alpha motif domain containing 11. The transcript is spliced from 26 exons. NCBI's taxonomy places the organism in Eukaryota, Metazoa, Chordata, Aves, Anseriformes, Anatidae. Gene Ontology annotation, biological process: positive regulation of transcription by RNA polymerase II. The coding region runs from base 1419 to 4454 and encodes 1011 amino acids. Gene Ontology annotation, molecular function: protein binding; RNA polymerase II cis-regulatory region sequence-specific DNA binding; DNA-binding transcription activator activity, RNA polymerase II-specific. The record is from RefSeq and is a predicted model, not a curated record.
CAGGCCGUGUUGCUGUGACAGGCACCCCUCCAGAUGUCCCAGUCACCUCCGUCGCCAUCUUGGACGUUUCUCCUGCCUUGCUCUCCACAUGUGUGAGAUCGGGAAACUGUCGAGCAGAGCAGCUAAAUGACUCACUCAAGGUUCACACAAAAGUUCAGUGACAGCUGGAAGAAUCAACCCCCGGAUUCCCAGCUCCCCUUCGCCUGGCCAGCGGCAGAAUGAAAAAUACUAAGCGAGGCAGAAGGUGCGGCAUAUUUCUGGCACAGAUGGAAGGCAAGUGCUCCUAAAGCUGAUGGCAUGAUGGGGACCAAACAUCACGGAUUGCUUUCCAUCACAGCUGCAAUUCUCCAAACUACCGGAGAAUGAGUGUGGGAAGUAUCAGCAGCCCUUUACAACGUGCCGGGAAUGACCAGAGAUGACAGUUGCAAAGGUGAAAGAGAAAGUUUCAGUUAAUGACCAAGAUGAAGCCUGUCUUUCAAACACAGGCUGUGUCCUGAUCGGGCCGAGUACCCUUUGGAGAAGUUUUGCUCCAGAUGCAUCAGCUCAGGGUGGCUGCUGCUACUAAGCAGUACCGAGAUGCUCCGGCCUUAUCCGCGUACCGCAGGGGACCCACAGUGCGCUCCAGGAGCCAAACGCAUGACUCAGAUCUCUGUUCCUCCAGCGGCUCGAACUGCACACUGCUGGUAGCUCUGCAUAACCAAACCUCUGACGGACCCAGCAAAACCUCUCCUGUUCAGUGGCGGAGGAAGCACAAGCAUAUGUAGCUCUGCAUGGCUACCCCGCAGGAGCCAUCCGAGGUGUAGGUUGGGCUGUUAUUAUCCCUGCUUGGGAGAAAGGAAACUGAAACACGCCUCAGGUCACCCGAGGAAAUCUGUGCUGGAUUAGCACCUGAAUCAUUUGUUCUGGUCACAGAAAUGCUAAUUUCAUUAGCAUUUCAACAUCUGAGCAGAGCCCUGAGUGAUAUGGCCGCAUGGAAGAUGCAGAGAACCUGGCCCUGAUUCUGCUGUCAUGCUGGUGCAGAAGAGCAAUUCAACUGGUGUCAGAGGAUUUCCAUUGACAUAAAUCUAGUGUUUUUCCUCCCCCCUCACGAUUUCUGCCAGAAGCUCUGGAUUGCUGUGGUCAAUGGCAUCUCCGAAGGACACAUGGGCUGACAGACAGUUCACUGAACACAGUGUGAGGAAAACCCCAGCCGGGAGCACCAAAAAUGUGCAAAGCAAAGCUCCUCUAUAUUGCUGACAGUCACUGGGAUCAUCAACAGAAGUGAGGGGUCUAGCAGACAGCAGCGCAGGCUUCCCCGAACAGAGCUACCUCCGUCGUACUUUGCAUCCUACCCGUCAGAACCCGCUCUGCUGUGAAGCAGGUAGGAUUCUUCCCACUCAGCCGAUCCCAAGCAGCAUUAAAGCGGAGACCUCUCCGAGAUGUCAGGUAUUAGUCCGGAGGGGCAGAUCUGCGAGCCACACGGCAGCUCCCGGGGCUACGGUACAUUAGGCUCUCCGUGGGAGAGGGAUCCCAGGGAGCUCCGCUGGGGAGCCAGCCCAGGAGAUUUGUUCGCGGGCUUCUCCGGGGGAUACCAGCCACCUCCGGCACCCGAGCGCCAAAGGUGCUUGUGUUCCUGCUGCUGCUGCUGCUGCUGCUGCUGCUGGCGCAUUUCAUCCAAACUCCAGCCAGAGCGGGGGCAAGUUGAGCCGGAGACAUCAGAGCCACUGCGCUUUGGAGAGGCGAGGGCGCCCGGGGAGCGCAGUAGCACCAUGCCUGCUAUCAAGAAGGAGCGACUUGACAGGGAAGAGCUGGCCCUGGCAGCCUUUAACCAGCCCAUGGAAACCUUACCUGACUAUCUCGCCCCUCUGGCCGCCGCUGCCAUGCCGGUGGUAGCCCCCCACCCGCCGGCGUACGAGCAGAUCUUUGCCCACCGCGCGUACCUGGGCUUCCACGAGAGCCCCCACCCCUCCCACCCCCACCACCACCUCCCCGAGGACCUGAUGCUGGAGAGGUUUUCCUCCAUCCCGGAUUUCCAGCCCUUCUUUGACAACGGCGAGCCUUGCAUCGAGGUGGAGUGCGGGGAGAACAAGGCGCUGCUCUACAUCAAUAAGUUGUGCCAGGGGAGCAAGGGACCCUCUAUCCGGUACCGGGGCGAGUGGCUCACCCCGAACGAGUUCCAGUUUGUCAGCGGCAGGGAGACGGCCAAGGACUGGAAGCGCAGCAUCAGGCACAAAGGGAAAAGUUUGAAGACUCUUAUGUCCAAAGGAAUCUUACAGGUACAUCCUCCAAUCUGUGAUUGCCCUGGGUGUCGAAUUUCGUCUCCAGUGAACCGGGGUCGCCUGGCAGAGAAGAGGACGAUCCCCCUGCCUCCAACCAGGAUCCCGAAGAAAGAGCUGACCUCAAUUUUCUCGCAUAGUGACGACAGUGAAGAGAGUGACAAGGGCAAUGGUCAACACCCCGAAGUAAAGCAGGAGGAGGAUCUCCAUAUCAGUAUCAUGAAAAGAAGGAUACACACCCACUGGGAUUUAAACAUCUCCUUCCGAGAGACCUCUUGCAGCCGUGAUAACGACCUCUCCACUAUCAUCUCCAACCUGCAUCAGAGCCGUCAGCUCGUUAUGCCAGAGACCCAGAGCCGCUGUGAAUUCAAGAGGAACAGCAUCGACGUUGGCUUGGGAGCAGCAGAUGAGAUUUUAGGCAAGAGAAGAGUAUGUUCUCCCAACAGCAGCAGUGAGUGUCCUUUAGAAAGCAAGAAAGCCCGAAGUGAGUCCCCAAAGGAAAACUCCCACACGCCUCUGCUGGAGGACGCGGUGACUCAGAUGACCCCGGAGGAGCACUACAGGCGCAUGAUGUCAGCGCUGAACGAGCACGGCACGUUCGAGGAGCAGCAGCAGCAGCGUCUCUACCAGCUGGCCAACAGCAUGGCAGUGCCCAGCCACGGAGAUCUGCUCCGGGCUCGGCAAGAGGUGGCGGCGGCGGCGGCGCGCAACCCCGGCGCGAUGGAAGCGCACAUCCCCUCGGGCAGCAACUCGUCCAGCCAGCGGAGGAAGCAGGGGCUGCCCCAGCACAGGGACACCCACUUCCCCGAGAGGGAGAUAUCCCACCCGCCGCCGCUGCUGUCGCCCCAGAACGCGCCCCAUAUCGCCCUGGGGCCCCACUUGAGACCUCCUUUCCUCGGGGUGCCUUCGGCCCUGUGCCAGACACCAGGUUACGGGUUCCUACAGCCGGCACAAGCAGAGAUGUUUGCACGGCAGCAAGAGAUGCUACGAAAGCAAAACCUGGCAAGGUUGGAGAUGUCGGCCGAGAUCAUCCGCCAGAAGGAGCUGGAGAACCUCCACAGGCAGCGGCUGCUGGCCGGCGACCCUCUGAGCCUCCACCCGGGCUUGCCCCCGGACCACCCGGCCCUGCGCAACGUGCACGACAUCCCCGAGGGCCACCCGCUGCGGGAGGAGCUGUCCCGGCGCAACGCCAUGCUGGUGCUGCGGCACAACAACGCGCCCCUGCUGUCCCUCAACCCCGGCGUCCCCAGCAGCGCCACGCCGCCCAAGGAGCAGCCGCGGCGGGGCAGCAGGAAGGCGGCUCAGCACCGAGCCGAGCCGCAGGGGCCGAGCGAGGCCAAGGAGCCGGCGGAGCCCCGCGGGGCGCGGGACGGGGCGCCGGACUGUAACGACGAGGAGAUGAAGGACUCGGAGAGCGACGCGGACGUGAGCGACGAGAAGCCGGAGAGCCUGAAGGCGGAGAGCAGCGGCUCGGCCACGGAGCUGAAGGAGUGCAAGGAGACGGGCAAGGGCUGCGAAGGGGCCAAGGAGCUGGGGGAAGGGGCCGCCGGCCCAACCGCGCCCUGCAGCUCGUCGAGCGCCGAGUCCCCCAGCCACUUGCUUGGGCCGGGCAUCAACAAAAGCGAGGUGAAGUACCUGCCGCCAGCCUCCAUCCCGCCGCCCCAGCCGCUGCCCUUCGGGUUCCCCUACACGAUGAGCCCGUACUUCCACGCAGGCACCAUGGGAGGUCUGUUUCUGGAUGGCGAGGAGAGCCCCGCGCUGGAAGACAUCAGCAAAUGGACAGUGGAGGACGUGUGCAGCUUCGUGUCCAACUUGUCCGGCUGCACCGAGUACACUCAGGUAUUCCGCGAGCAAGCGAUCGACGGCGAGACCCUGCCCCUCCUGACGGAAGAGCACUUGCUGAACAACAUGGGGCUGAAGCUCGGCCCCGCGCUGAAGAUCCGCUCACAGGUCGCCAAGAGAGUGGGCAGAGUGCUGUACAUGGCAGGCUUCCCCAUGGCUUUCCCUCUGCAACCCCCUGGUUUGCGGCCUCCGGAGCGGGACCUGCCCCCCGCCGACCUGCGGCCGUCCUCCACGGGCAGCGUGGCCUCGCCCUUCAGCAGCGGGCUGCCCUCCGCCAGCCGCAUCUCACCAAAGCAGGAGAACGGCAACCCCGCCAUCCUCGCCGGGCUCAACGACACCACGAAACCUCCCUCCUAACUGCAGGCCAGCUCGGGGCUGCUGCUGGAACUGAGCUUCAGUUGGGGAGACCGAAGGGAACGCGGUGCGAGAGCAGGAGAGCCUCCCUCAGUGCGAGACACGGGAGCAAGGAAGGGAGGUUUUUUUACUUUUUUUUUUUUUGGAUGCAUUUUGCUUUUUGUUUAAAAAAAAAAAACAAAAAAAAAAACAAAAAACCACGGACGUUUUAAAAACUGUAAAAAGGGAAGGAAAGAAAACUAUCCAAAGAUGUAGCGAGACAACACGAGUGAAGAGGAAGACGAUGCUGGAGGCCAGCAGCGGUCCCCUUCCCUUCCACACCCCUUCGCGCUCACCAGGCUGAUGGAGAGCUGGGGCCGGGGAGGAACGCUCCUCUUUGCCUUCAGAGCCACACGGCUUUCAGGAACUUCUGGCAGUGACUCCGAGCAGGGCCAGGGACCGGGCACGGCUCCUCCCAAUGGUACUCGGCCCCCCCCUGAGCGAAAAGAAACCCACGGAAACGGCAAGCACCCGCCUUCCCGAGCAGCUCCUCCUCCCUGGAAACUGUACUCAGUUCCUCAUUCAGGUGUCUAUGCAUCUCUAGCGACUUUUAAAACAAUACCAAAGACAGACAAAAAAGGAAAAAAAAAUAGAAAAAAAACCUAAAAGGCAAGUUCCGGUCCAUGUUUACUUCAGUGUGGAUGGUACGGCACAGGCGGCUCGCUGCCGUCCCUCGGCUGGGGGCUGCCCUCUCCCCGGCGCCUUUUCCUUGCAGCACACACCCAGGAGGACUCUGCCCGCGCUCCAGCCCCGCAGAGCUGCUUUUUUUUUCCUUCGUUUUGUUUUAAAGAAGAAAAAAAAAAAAGAGUGUGUGUGCUUAGGUGGGACGAAGGGUCACAGGCCUCACUCCAGCGUGGCCCUCUCCCUCUGUCGCGUGUACUACGGACUCAUUUCUACAUUUGGUUUAUUUUUUUUUGUUUGUUUGUAGGGUUGGUUUUGUUCCUUUUAAAGCCUUGUUACAGAGGUGGAUGUAGUUGCACAUUCUGGCCUGCUGCGGACCAUGAGACGGAUACCUGUGCGCUCCCAGAGGAGGGGGAGGGAUGUUGGGGGUGGGGGGGGGGGGUGGUCAGGCUAAAAACCAAGGGGCAGAGUUUUUACUACUGUGAAUGAGAUGGUAACUCCUGGGGGUGACCCCCUGUGACUUGUACAGUUGUGAGCAACAAUCACAUGUGGUACUUUUCUCUCUCUCUCUCUCCUCUUUUUUUGUUUAAACGUUGCACGUGCUGCCGUUUUUUUCUUACAAGAUAGCUUGGUGGUACAUUAGCUUCUUUAUAUUGUAAAAAAAAAAAAAAAUUGUCAUUAUCCAUCACAUCACGAUAAAAAUGCUUUCCAGCAAUCAGUUUAAAUAAAAAAGGAAAACACUUAA